Messenger RNA from Syzygium oleosum, 1069 nucleotides. RefSeq names its product vacuolar iron transporter 1-like. Bases 124 to 861 code for a protein of 245 amino acids. NCBI's taxonomy places the organism in Eukaryota, Viridiplantae, Streptophyta, Magnoliopsida, Myrtales, Myrtaceae. The record is from RefSeq and is a predicted model, not a curated record. Gene Ontology annotation, molecular function: iron ion transmembrane transporter activity; manganese ion transmembrane transporter activity. Gene Ontology annotation, cellular component: vacuolar membrane. Gene Ontology annotation, biological process: intracellular manganese ion homeostasis. The transcript has 4 exons.
UCAGCCUCUAUAUAAUGCCCCGCUCACUUGUUCUUCAUCACUUCAUCUCUCAAAGCUUAUUCGAUUGCUCCUUCUGUCGAUAGUUUCUUCGUGCUAAAAAAUCGAAGCUGGUGUGAUAACAUCAUGGCCGCGAAUGGGCAUCCGGACCUGGAGAAGCAGAGGCUGCUCCUGCACGAUCACGAGGAGAAGCACUUCACGUCGAGCGAGGUCGUCCGCGACAUCAUCAUCGGUGUCUCUGAUGGCCUCACCGUCCCUUUCGCCCUCGCUGCCGGCCUCUCUGGGGCCGACGUCACCUCCUCCAUCAUUCUGAUUGCCGGCGUCGCUGAGGUCGCGGCCGGCGCGAUUUCCAUGGGACUUGGAGGGUAUCUGGCAGCGAAAAGUGAGGCUGAUCACUACUAUAGAGAACUAAAGAGAGAACAAGAAGAGAUCAUCAGUGUGCCGGAUAUAGAGGCCGCCGAGAUCGCGGAAAUAUUGGCGCAAUACGGGGUCGAGCCCCACGAGUACGAGCCAGUUGUGAAUGCCCUGAGGAGGAACCCCGAAGCAUGGCUCGAUUUCAUGAUGAAGUUUGAACUAGGACUCGAGAAGCCAAACCCCAUGAGAGCCCUGCAGAGUGCAGCAACCAUCGCCUUGUCGUAUGUAAUCGGCGGGAUGGUGCCGCUAAUGCCGUACAUGGUGAUUCCAAUCGCUGACAAGGCCGUGCUCGCCUCUGUCGGGAUCACACUUGUUGCGCUGCUCAUCUUCGGCUUCGUCAAGGGUCACUUCACAGGUGACCGGCCUUUCCGGAGCGCCCUCCAGACUGCCCUCAUCGGCGCAGUCGCGUCCGCAGCCGCUUAUUCCAUCGCCAAGCUCUUCAGAUCUUGAUCUCAUGUUCAAAACCGCCGGCCCUUUUCUUUUUUCUGUUUCUUUGCUUUUGUGAAAUGGGUGAGCUCUUGUGUUGUCGCCGUAUGACUUGGUUACUCUUCACUCGUUGUUUCAACUUUGUUUUCGAUGAGUUAAUGACAUCUGAGUAUGUUAUGGCUCAAUCGAGGAGCUUAAUAGCAAUGUCAAAAUGGCCCAUGGCUUCUGUUUA